AUGAAUACUCAUACUCCAACUUCCCUCAUCUUUUCUCCAACCCUAUUGUUUUCACUGUUUUAUUUCACCGCAAUCACCCAAGCAGCUACCUUUGACAUCGUGAACAAAUGUAGAUUCACAGUCUGGGCUGCAGCUGUACCAGGUGGAGGUCGAAGAUUAGGCCCAAACCAAUCCUGGAAAAUCAAUGUAGCUGCUGGAACAACUCAAUCCCGCAUAUGGGGUCGAACAAAAUGCAACUUUGAUGAUAAACCACCAAAUACCCUAGCUGAAUAUGCAUUAAACCAAUUCAAUAACUUGGAUUUCUUUGAUAUUUCUCUCGUUGAUGGGUUUAAUGUACCCAUGAGCUUUACCCCUACGAGCGGCUGUCGAGGUAUCAAAUGCACGGCUGAUAUAAAUGGACAAUUCCUGAAACAACUGAAGGCACCAGGAGGUUGCAAUAAUCCGUGCACAGUUUUGAGGACAGACAAGUAUUGUUGCAACUCAGGCAGCUGUGGGCCGACUGCUUUAUCUAAAUUUUUCAAAAAAAGGUGCUCCAAUGCUUAUAGUUACCCGAAGGAUGAUCCUACUAGUACUUUUACUUGUCCUGGUGGUACAAACUAUAGGGUUGUGUUUUGCCCACGUUAA
Molecule: messenger RNA, 624 nt
Organism: Papaver somniferum (opium poppy)
Lineage: Eukaryota; Viridiplantae; Streptophyta; Magnoliopsida; Ranunculales; Papaveraceae
Product: thaumatin-like protein
Exons: 1
Coding region: 1-624 (207 amino acids)
Biological process (GO): defense response
Cellular component (GO): extracellular region
Source: RefSeq, a predicted model, not a curated record